UGCAAAUGUGUUCACAUAAAAGUCAGAUCCCUGUGCAGCUUCAUGCAAUCGUGUUUACAUAAAAGUCAGACCCCUGCAGUGCAGCUUCAUGAAGCAUAUCUCUAGGAACGAAAAGAAUGGUUUUACACCUGUUUACAACAUUGGAGAUUGUGUUAUUAGUACUAAGUUCAGCCCCGGAAGCAAGAAGUCAAGAAAAUGAAACUAUAGGAAUAGAAAAUAACCUGCAAGAAACAUUAUUUAAAACUUACAACAGGUACACGAAACCUGUCAAGGUGUACCCCAGUAAGUUACCGCUUGGAAUUCGCUUAUAUCUUCUAUCUCUUCAAGAGUUAAAUAUGAAAAUGCAGACUUUACACACAGCAACAUUUUUGGAAGUAAUGUGGACUGACGAAUAUCUUACAUGGAAUUUGAGUGACUUUUCCAACAUACAGUAUCUCCGACUACCUGCGGACAAAGUCUGGGUUCCAUCCAUUUGUAAUAUUCAGGAAAUCUCUGGGAAAAGAUGUUUGACAUACGGAUCCGUUGCAGAUACAAGUAGUGAAGUUUUGGUAAAUAGUUUCGGAAAGGUUGUUCUUGGAGAAGCAAUUAAAAGCACCAUUUUAUGCAAUUUUAACGCUCAGAAGUUCCCUUUUGACUCUCAGACCUGUAAUUUUGAGUUCUUUUCUUAUUAUAAUUACUUUUUUGGAACGGAUAUUGAUAUCAACCAGUCUAUGUUCCAAGAUGAAUACUUUGCAGAAAAUGAAGAAUGGGACUUAGUGUCAUCAAGUACGAAAAUUUCAAAAAUGGGAUACGAUAACAUGAUCAUCAUGUCAGUUGUAUUAAGAAGAAAACCUUUAUUUCCAACUUUGACACUGGUGGUUCCCAUCAUCGCCUUGUCUAUCAUGAAUGUUUUCUGCUCUGUGUUGCCUAUCGAAUCUGGAGAAAAGGUAGGAAUGUCUAUGGCUUUAUUUCUGACAUUUGCGGUUUUUGGAAGUAUUCUAAGCGACGAAAUGCCAAAAAACUCCAGAAAUAUUUCUUGGUUCAUGGUGUACGUGACAAUUCAGAUUAUUGUCAGUGGCUUAAACGUCGUCGUUGAAACAAUUGUGUUGCGUUUGUAUUAUUUAGAAAUGAGGAAUAUGACAAUGGAUCCUGUAUUAGUAGAAAUGGCAAGCGACACAGUAACUUCAAUGGAAACCUCUUACAAUAAAUUGAAAAUGAAAACAGACAGCAUCGACCGUACGAGAACACAUCUUACAAGGAAAUGGAAAAACUGGGCAAAGCGUCUUGAUAGAGGCUUCAUGAUCCUUAAUAUAUGCACAAGUGUAAUAUCUUUUUGUGUCUGCGCAUCAAUGAUCAUGAUGAAUUAGAUCUACAAAGUAAUGCCCGAUUUCAUCAAUGUGAUGAUUCACUAAACUCUUCGUAAAAAGUGUGCUUAUUCAAUUUAUUGCUCUCACUAGGACUAAAAACCUUUUAAAUAUUUCAACUGUCUCUUGUAUAUGGAUGUAAAAUAAAGUUGUUUGCUACUUUAUUCCAGACGUCUGCUUAUUUUGGAACCCAUAUAGCGUUAUAUUUACAAAUAUUUCAGAUAAAAAAUGUAUUUCAUCGAUGGAGUUGUA
Molecule: messenger RNA, 1595 nt
Organism: Magallana angulata
Lineage: Eukaryota; Metazoa; Mollusca; Bivalvia; Ostreida; Ostreidae
Product: neuronal acetylcholine receptor subunit alpha-7-like
Exons: 1
Coding region: 117-1346 (409 amino acids)
Biological process (GO): nervous system process; monoatomic ion transmembrane transport; chemical synaptic transmission
Cellular component (GO): membrane; neuron projection; synapse
Molecular function (GO): neurotransmitter receptor activity; extracellular ligand-gated monoatomic ion channel activity; transmembrane signaling receptor activity
Source: RefSeq, a predicted model, not a curated record